Molecule: messenger RNA, 3505 nt
Organism: Toxotes jaculatrix (banded archerfish)
Lineage: Eukaryota; Metazoa; Chordata; Actinopteri; Toxotidae
Exons: 6
Coding region: 38-1102 (354 amino acids)
Biological process (GO): response to bacterium
Source: RefSeq, a predicted model, not a curated record
AGACAUUGGUUGUGCAAGAGAAGGGUGCUAUACCACAAUGAUCGGAAGGCUGACUGCUUUGAUUCUUCUUAGUACAGUGUCUCUGGUUCAAACUGCAGAGGUUCCUCGCCUGAUCUCUUUGACUGAGGUUGAACUUGGUGACAGUGUUACUUUGAUUUGUCCAGGCUCUGCCACUCAGGGCAAAUUCUUUCAAUGGUAUAAGCAGUCUCUUGGACACAUAGCACAGAAAGUUGCUUCAGGAGUACCUAGUGGAGUAACAGUCGCUGAACAAUUUAAAGACUCACGUUUCACAGUAACAAAUGGGGAUGAUCAGUCUCUUCUCACCAUCAGAAAUGUCAGCAAAGAGGAUGAAGCAACAUACUUUUGUCAUUCUGGAAACAUGUAUUCAUACACCUAUCACAAUGGCACAUUCUUGGCUGUGAACGAUCAUAAAAAUCAGCGGAAACAGAACUAUGUGAAACAAAGUCCGGAGAAAGCAUCUGUUCAGCUGGGAGACUCAGUGACUCUGCAGUGUUCACUUCUCUCCAAGAACAAAGAAAACAGAGUCCAGUGUCCAGGUGAACACAGUGUGCACUGGUUCAGAUCUGGAUCAGGAGGAUUUCAUCCAGGCAUCAUCUACACUCACAGCAGCAAGAGAGAUGAACAAGAGGGAAGAAGCUGCGUCUACAGUUUGUCCAAAACUAUGCAGAAUUCCUCUGAUGCUGGGACUUACUACUGUGCUGUGGUCACAUGUGGAGAGAUCCUGUUUGGUGAAGGAACUAAAGUGGAGACAGGAACUUCUUCAGAUUCAGGAUCAGAGGUGAAGCCAGUUGUUUUUGUGCUUGGGGGACUGUUGGCCUGCUGUCUGACUGUGAUAGUCUUCCUUAUUUGCUGUGUGUAUCAGAGUAAAGCAUGCAAACAUUGCAAAGGAACAAUGAGUGCUUCCCAUCACAGUGGACAUGACAGGUCAACCAUGGAUCGAUCAAAUCAUUUGGAUGGUAAAGCAGAGGAGGUGAACUAUGCCGCACUGAAUUUCUCUGCAAGGAAAGCAAAAAGACUGAAGACGAGAGAGUCUCCACAGGAGUGUCUGUACUCUGCUGUGGUGUACCAGCCCUCUUCAUAGGCAUCGCUGGACCUGUACACCAUGCAACAAAAAUCUCAUUGGUAUUUUCAAGUAUUUUGACUUUGCCUGAACACAGCCUUAAGGCCUGGUCACACCAGGAUUCAAAGGAAUUAGGAAUUGGGGUUAGGGCAUCCAUUCAUCAGUUACCAUUGUCAGCAUGGUAAUCUUUGCACUGUGAUGUUCAUUUUUUUAAAUUUUAUUUUAUGUUCAUUCGUAUUUGCAUUUUUUUUGUAUUUUGUAUUUGCAUGUGUUUUACACAAGCAGCUAUAAUUGUUUAUAGUGAUACUGCCUGAAAACAAAUUUUUCCUGUCAUGCACGAUGCAUGACAGGAAAACUUUAUUCCCUUAUACAGGUGUUGAUGAUACACUAUAUUCAACAUAACUAGUUGAAUCUUUACAGUUUUCACUGACUUAAUUUUUCGCUGGAAUUGACCAAAUGGCUAAUCCAACCCAAAAUCCUUGGCAGCAUCAUAGAUCUUUUCUCCCUCUGCUGCUUUUGCACCACUCUUUCCACCUCUGCCACUUUUCAUCAUGGUAAAGAUGACAGUUGAAUAAACCCAUGCAUCCUCAUCUCUCUGGCAAAAUGAAUGGCAAAUUGUGUGAGACAACUAUUAUGGUAAAUGAUUUUAAAAUAAAAAUGGGACCUAACUCUUUGUUUGAAGGUCAAUCUUACCCUUAAACUCCUUUAAUGCAGAUUUUUCUGUCCACCAGCAGUUGCAGUGCCUGUUAAACAAACAAUGAGAACUGCAUUAUAAAACAGUAGUAAUACAUUUUAGCAAAAAGAAAUCAAAUUUCACUGUUAAUAAUUGGAUUGGAAUGGAAAUUAAUAAUUAGUAAAGGUGUAGUAAAGUAUAAUUUAUCAUGGUGUUAAUAAUUGAUAGAAAUUAUGUGUCGUUUAUCUUAAUGGAUUCUACCUGAUUUUCAAUAGAACACAUGAUUAUGCUAAUUUCAUCACUGUGUAGAAAUGUUCAGCAGUUACCUUCAGUGUCCAGUUUGGUUUCAUUUCCAAAUAACACCUCCGCACCUGAGGCCACAGAACAGAAAUAAGUCCCAGCAUCAGAGAUGAUAUUUUUGGAGCAGCUGUAGACACAUUUCUGUACAGAGUGAGCUCUCUCACAUUCAGCUCUAGUUUCUCCAUGAGCACAAAAUAAACUGGGAUGAGAUUCAUCUGAUCUGGCUUUGACCCAGUGAACACUGUGAUUUUGUGGACAUGUUUUCUUCUGGGGGUCAGAGAGGACUAAACAGUGGAGAGUCACUGAGUCUCCUGGAUGGGCUGCAGUGAUUUCUGGUUCUGGUCCUGGAAAUUUAAAAAAUAAGAAGUCCCAAAGUUCAAACAUUCAUUUUAAAACCUGCGUUUAUAUUGUUUAAAAUGAAACUUUUUUCUUUUUUGUUACUUUUAUAAAAAAUUAAUCUUUGUUUGUUGAGCUUCAAACUUCCAAUAUUAAGUACCAGUAAAGAAAAAGUAUGAAAAUUACAGUAGAAUUUAAAUAAAAAAUUUUAAGUACUCUAAAAAAAAUUGCUUUUUUUCAGUUUUUACCUUUAACUCUGCAACACGAACAGCCUUGGUCUCAAAGAUCUGUUCGCCUGCGCAUCCUGAAAAGACAUCAAACAGAGCAGUGAUUAACAACAGACAUAAAUCUAAUGUAUGCUCUCAGUAUUGUAAGAAAAUCACAAUAUACUUGCAACACAUCUUGAGUAAAAUGGACCUUUCUACACAUACAGUACUUACGCCCCAUUCUGAGCAUCGGUAGCAUGUAAAAUAUGAUCUGCAUUUUUGGUUUUUCCACCUGAGACCUGUGUUGGUGUUUCAAUAUCCUACCACAGCGGAUCUCAUAUCAGCCAUCUCUCCAACCUAAACACAUGAAACAACACCAACAGUGAGUUUUUCUUUCAUGUUUCAUAGUAGGCGUGAACGGUGUCUCUCUAUGAUAAACAUCAACAAUAGCAAAAGCAGUGUUGGUGUGCAUGUGUUGAAGAGCAGGUGCUAUUUUUUGCUGAGUGUCAUGCGGUUUGGCAUGACACAAUAUAUUUUACACGUGUCAUUAUUCCCUCUAUAGAUUAGUUAAUAUUAAUGAUACUAAACCAACAUUAUUUUCCAAUUGGAUUCUGGAAAAGCCAGAACGACACUGAAUUAUACAGUACUGCACAAAAGGUCUGGAAAUUUAGAUGUUUGGAUCCAUUGUGGAGUUCCAUCAGGGAAGUGUCUCAAUCAGUCCCAAAUUCACUCUGCAGCAUGACAAUGAUGCCAAACAUACAGCGAGCCAGAAACUAAACAUUAGGGUUCAUCACUGCAUUUUAAUUACAGCCAAAUGUAAAUAGUGAAGUCUUAGGGUGACCCUGUAACUCUGUGGCUUAAGCAUGGCUCUUACAUGGUUGGGACUGGGAUGGAUUUGAUUUCCAGUGA